AUGCCACUCAACUCGAAGGCCGUUUACUCCAGACAAAACCCCGACUUUGCACCCUUCGCAAGUCGGAGGAGUACAGUACACAGCACAAAAGGCAUUGUCACAUGUACUCAACCUCUCGCGGCUGCAGCAGGACAGAAGAUCCUGAGUCAGGGUGGAAAUGCUGCAGAUGCAGCGGUUGCAGUUGCCGCGGCCCUGAACGUUACGGAGCCCUCAUCCACAGGAAUCGGCGGAGACAUGUUCUGCCUCUAUUAUGACGCGGCGACCAAAAAGAUCCAUUCUCUCAAUGGCUCUGGCCGGUACCCCGGCGCCGCAACUCUUGAGAAGAUUAGAGCAGACCUGCAAGCUAAGCCGGAUGAAGCGGGUGGAAUUCCCAUGCAUAGCCCGCUCGCCGUCACGGUCCCCGGCGCAGCAGCAGGAUGGGUAGACACCGUCGAGAAGUUCGGCAGCGGCAAGCUUUCCCUUGAGCAGAUUCUCAGUCCGGCCAUUGAGCUGGCAGAGGAGGGGUUUGCAGUCUCCGAGCUUGCGUCUUACUUUUGGCACGAAAGCGAGAGCCUCUUGCGCAAAGCGUCUCCCAACUCACAUGAGAUGCUUAAAGCAGACCCCGAAGCACAAGACGGCUACCGCAGCCCUCUCCCUGGAGAGAUUCUCAAGAACCCAACCAUGGCGCAGACGUUCCGGUCUCUUGCAGCCAACGGCAAAAAGGGCUUUUACGAGGGCCGCGUCGCGCAGGAGAUUGUCAACGUCAUCCAGUCUCUCGGCGGGUACAUGACACUGGACGACCUCAAAGCGCACGCAGAAACAGGCUCGCAGGAGACUGAAGCCAUCUCGCUCAAGUUCAGCGGGCAAAACAUAACGGACAAACAAACAGCCGGCACAGACGGCGAAACUAACCAAGGCGUCGAGAUCUGGGAGCACCCACCGAACGGUCAGGGGAUUGUAGCACUCAUGGCGCUGGGCAUUCUCCAGGAACUUGAGAAGACCGGCAAAAUCCCGUCCUUCACCGAGAAACAACAUAACAGCGCCGAGUACCUCCAUGCCAUCAUCGAGUCCUUGCGCAUCGCUUUCGCAGACGCCUCCUGGUUCGUCACGGACCCAGACACAACGCCCGUCCCAACAAAAGAACUCCUCUCUCCGUCCUACCUUGCGGAACGCGCCAAGAUCUUCAACCCUAGCGCCGCAUCCGAUAUCCUCGACCAUGGCAGUCCCGCGCACAACCACUGCGACACAGUGUACUUUGCGGUAACCGACGGCGCCGGCAACGGAAUCUCGUUCAUCAAUUCCAACUACGCAGGGUUCGGAUCCGGCAUUAUCCCCAAGGGAUGCGGCUUUACACUGCAAAACCGCGGCGCCAAUUUCUCGCUUUCCCCGAAUCAUCCCAAUGUCCUUGCCCCCGGCAAGAGACCCUACCACACCAUCAUCCCGGCGAUGAUCACGAACGCGUCCGACGGCUCGCUGCACUCCGUCUACGGCGUCAUGGGCGGGUUCAUGCAGCCGCAGGGCCACGUCCAGGUCCUUCUCAAUAUGCUUGCAUUUGGAUACCACCCGCAGGCGGCCCUGGACGCACCUCGUAUCUGCAUUGCGGCGGGCAAUCCCGAGCUUGGAAAGCAGCUUGAUCGGACUGUCUAUGUUGAAGAAGGGAUCAGCGAGGACGCGGUGGAGGGACUGAGGAAAUUGGGACAUCAGGUGAAGGUGCUGAAGGGGUGGGAGAGGGGCAUGUUUGGUCGGGGACAGAUUGUGCGGUGCCACUAUGAUGGCGGGAAAUUGGUGUACAGUGCAGGCAGCGACCUAAGGGGGGAUGGGAUGGCGGUGCCUAUUGUUUGA
Messenger RNA from Aspergillus nidulans FGSC A4, 1821 nucleotides. Its product is annotated as gamma-glutamyltransferase family protein. The transcript has 4 exons. NCBI's taxonomy places the organism in Eukaryota, Fungi, Ascomycota, Eurotiomycetes, Eurotiales, Aspergillaceae. The coding region runs from base 1 to 1821 and encodes 606 amino acids. The record is from RefSeq and is a predicted model, not a curated record.